This is a messenger RNA of Drosophila grimshawi, 1012 nucleotides long. RefSeq names its product iron-sulfur cluster co-chaperone protein HscB (gene Hsc20). The transcript is spliced from 3 exons. The record is from RefSeq and is a predicted model, not a curated record. Gene Ontology annotation, cellular component: mitochondrion. Bases 88 to 798 code for a protein of 236 amino acids. Lineage: Eukaryota; Metazoa; Arthropoda; Insecta; Diptera; Drosophilidae. Gene Ontology annotation, biological process: protein complex oligomerization; [2Fe-2S] cluster assembly. Gene Ontology annotation, molecular function: ATPase activator activity; protein-folding chaperone binding.
UUGGCCAGCUGAUUUUUGUUUUGUGCCUGCUUGUGUAAUUUGUGAUAAGAGCUAGAGUGUAAUUUAUAUUUAGUAAUAUCAAAAAAUAUGCGUCGCGUGUGUGCUGUUUUGCGAAGUGAUUUUAAUGGCUUCAACUUUAAGUUAACAAGCACAACGAAUGUUGGACAGUAUAGAGUUGAAGCCAGACGCAGUGCGUCUUCUGUAACAUCGAAAUCCUGUUGGAACUGCAAAAAGUCUGGCAAUCAAAUGAUUUGCAGCGACUGCGGUUGCCUGCAAGAUGUGCAAGACAAAAUUAACUUUUUUGAGCUGUUGAGUUUUCCCACGAAGUUUGCGGUGCCAACUCAAGAGCUGACGCAGCGUUUUCGACAGCUACAGGCGCGCGUGCAUCCUGAUAAAUACAGCAAUAAAACUUCCCGCGAGCAAACAAAUUCUGCGGAUUGGAGUUCACUGAUCAACAAGGCGUACAAAACGCUAUCGGCUCCCGUGGAACGAGGGCAAUAUAUUCUGCAGCUGGAGGGGGAGGCGAUGCCACAGGAUAAUAGCGCCUUAAACACCACAUUUUUAAUGGCAAUGAUGGAGCGCAACGAGGAGGUGGAGGAGGCAGCUGACAGCGCAACACUUGAACAACUUAAUACACAAAUCGUCAAAGAACUGGAAUACAAUGCCAAGAAACUAACAACGCAAUUCGAUUCGAAUGAUUUGUUGGCCAUAAAACAAACUUUAGUGGAAAUGAAAUAUUUACUCAGCAUACAGAGCAGCAUUAAGAAGAAACAACAACAGCUGCUCUCCUCCAGCUGAAUGGCAAUUUAUCGAUCAUUGAUUACCGCAGCAAGAAGAAGCAGCGCCAAAAACAGCUGAUGACAAUCAAUUAGCGAAAAUAUUGCUUUGUUUUUCAAAUUCGCAUGUGAUUGCAGCUGUUGCCGUUACUAAUAAGCACAAGCUGAAGCUAUUAAUUAAGACGGUCGUAAAAGUGUAAAACUUGCAUGAAUAAGCACAAACAAACUAGUUUGUA